AUGCGAGAAGUGUAUCGCUUAAGCCAAGAAGAACCUCAGAUCUCCCUUAUUAUCGCCUGCGCCACCAAUACAUGGGAGGAAGCGGAUGACUGGAAGACAGCAGCGGAGCAAGUCUACCAUGAGGCUGUAGCGAAAGCAACCAGCAAGGGCGACAAGGAUUCCCUCGAAGCGCUCAAAGACCUGCGCGAGGAGCUCGACGCGCUAGAUGAGUUCAAAAGGAAGGAAUUAAUGGGAAUGACAACAGAGCAAUUCCGGGCAGCGCUCACGCUUAGUGAUGCGGAACAGGAGGUGAUCGACAAGGAAGGAGAGGAAGAGAUGGCAGCUUGGGCCGCAUUCCAAAACGGGGCGUGUUGGGGGGUUGCCUCUGACGACUACGACGAGCUCGCCGAUGCAGAAGACGAAGAAGCUGACCCCAGGGACUCCGGCGAACUGGCCAAGGCGGAGAACGAGAACGAAGACAAUGGCUUCCAAGGCGCAGAGGAAGUCGCCAGGGCAGAGAACGCCAACGAGAUUGCUGCCGCUCGUAUUCUCCCAGACCGAUCCAUGCGCCGCUUCGUCCCCACCCCCGACACUACCCCGACGACUAGAGUGCCUACGAUUGUCGGCGACCCUCCCGAAGCCCCAACUACCACUCAGACGACUACAGCGUCGAAGAAAUUCAAACUCAGUCGCAAGAAGAGUACCCUGAGUAAGGGCGGAGCCUACCACGCCCACUCGUUCAACAGGGAGCAGGCAAAGCAGGCCUCGCGUUCGAGCGUCCUGGAUAUGGACUGGACCGCCGAGAACAAUGAGGCGAAGGAGCAGUGGAAUGAAGGAGUAAUGGAGUGA
Molecule: messenger RNA, 828 nt
Organism: Alternaria burnsii
Lineage: Eukaryota; Fungi; Ascomycota; Dothideomycetes; Pleosporales; Pleosporaceae
Exons: 2
Coding region: 1-828 (275 amino acids)
Source: RefSeq, a predicted model, not a curated record